This is a messenger RNA of Laccaria bicolor S238N-H82, 822 nucleotides long. RefSeq lists its product as uncharacterized. Bases 1 to 822 code for a protein of 273 amino acids. Lineage: Eukaryota; Fungi; Basidiomycota; Agaricomycetes; Agaricales; Hydnangiaceae. The record is from RefSeq and is a predicted model, not a curated record. The transcript has 2 exons.
AUGCCCAACAUCAACUAUCUGCUUCCCCAGGCCUUCACCCCCAGUGACUGUUCUGGAAUCACCAACCCCACAGAGUUGGAAGCCAUGCUCAAAUAUGCCCUGUCUAGGUACAAACUUCACAUUGAACGCACCUAUAAGUCUCAAGUUGCCUGGGCUGCUUUGUUACUACCACCAUUUCUCAAUGAGCCUGCUGAUGCCCCCACACUCACCAUGGCUCAGCGCAUCAUUGAAAAGAGGGAACUGAUGCCACAUUAUCAGCCUUUUGGAGAAAAGCACUAUGAACCAGGCCAGCCUCAGGAUGAUAUCCAUGAGAUCCGAGACACCAUCCUCAUUGAUGCCCAGCCGCUUUUCACAUACUCGUGUGCUGACAGGGUUGAACAACAGGUCACCCACCAUGGUUUAGACAUCAGUGGAGGAGCAGAGUGCAUAUACCAACACCAGCAGAGCAGCUUUCCUGUUGGUGCCUAUGGAAUCACAAUCCCACCCUACAACCAGGACAUUAGUCAGGCUGCCAUGCGUUCUUUCAUGCAAACACCAAUUCAGACCAACCAUUGGAUCAUGUUCAUCCCCACUACUGGCUUCUCACUGAAAAGCCAACUCAUCUUUAGCCACCCUAAUAGUGGUUUCAAAGAAGUGUUCAACCACUAUGGUCUGGCAACACCUCACCUUUCCCCUGGCACCUAUUUGCCAUAUGACAUAGUUGCUAUUGGCGACACCCUGAUCCCAGAGGAGAUACCAGGCACCCAUAUCACCAGCAGCAGCACCAGUGAAUCAUGUGUCUUUGUCACAGAGAACACUGGAUCCACCUCUCAUUCCACAUGA